Molecule: messenger RNA, 1513 nt
Organism: Camelina sativa (false flax)
Lineage: Eukaryota; Viridiplantae; Streptophyta; Magnoliopsida; Brassicales; Brassicaceae
Product: F-box protein AFR
Molecular function (GO): protein binding
Source: RefSeq, a predicted model, not a curated record
AACAGUAACUGCAAUCAUAACUAUAUUGCAACUUGUCUCUACAUAGAAACCACAAACGUGGACUCAUGUGUAACCACUAGUUUCUCGAGACUCUCAACCAUCCACCGUCCCAUGUCGUAAUUAUGCGAAUGUGACCCUUCAUCAUUCAAUCAACUACAUUCAUGGAUUCGUAUCCCUUUUUUUUCCCAUAGUUAACAUUUUUUUAAAUCUUUACAAAUUCUUCAUUCACGUUUAGGCUUUAGCAAUACCAUUUCAUCUUCUUAAAUCUAUCUCAACAACAAUGGCAGAAUCAGAAACUAGGUCAAAUCUUAAUACCAUUAAGGAUCACGAAGAAGAUGAAGAAACAAUAACAAAAACGCAGCCAUUGAUCCCAGGUUUACCAAACGAGAUCGCUGAGCUUUGUCUCCUUCGUCUUCCUUACCCAUACCAUGCUCUGUUUCGCUCUGUUUCAUCUUCAUGGAACAAAAACAUCACAAACCCUAGUUUCCUCUUCUCCAAGCAAUCUCUCUCCAUCUCUUCUCCUUACCUCUUCGUCUUCGCUUUCAACAAAUCAACGGCUAAGAUUCAAUGGCAAUCCCUAGACCUCGCAUCUGGCCGUUGGUUCGUCUUGCCUCCUACGCCAAACUCUUUCACCAAAAUCUCUUCUCCUCACGCGCUCUCCUGCGCGUCGAGUUCACGUCAGGGGAAGCUUUUUGUCCUCGGCGGCGGAGAUGCUAACCGCUCCGCCGUCGUGUACACCGCUUUGACGAAUCGCUGGUCGUUUAUUUCUCCGAUGAUGAGUCCGAGAACGUACUUUAACGCCGGGAAUGUUAACGGUAAAAUCAUGGCCGUUGGUGGGAGUGUUGACGGUUUUGGAAAAGCGACGACGGAGGCCGAAUCGUACGAUCCAGAAACUAACACGUGGACGGCUCUGAAGAGAGUGCCGAUGGUAUUGGCCAAGUAUGACUCAGCCGUGAUCGGGAAAGAGAUGUGCGUGACUGAAGGGUGGGCGUGGCCGUUCAUGUUCCCACCGAUGGGACAAGUGUACGACUCCGAUGAAAACACGUGGCGUGAAAUGAGCGGUGGGAUGAAAGAAGGGUGGACGGGUGUGAGCGUCGUGAUCCGUGGUAGGCUGUUUGUGAUAUCGGAGCAUGGUGAUUUCCCGAUGAAGGUUUAUUUCUCGGAGGACGAUACGUGGAGGUACGUGAGUGGUGAGAAGCUUCCAGGGGAUAAGAUGCGGCGGCCUUUCGCCGUGACGGGAGCUGACGACGGUCGUGUGUUUGUGGUGGCUGGUGGGCUUAAUGUAGCCGAGGGGAGAGUGAGUGAGGGGGAAAAUGGGGAAUUUAGUGUUGCGUGGAGAAUGGUUUCGUCACCUCAGAGUUUUGUUCAUUUUUCACCUUCUAGUUGCCACGUCCUGUAUGUCUGAUUUCGUCUCCAUAUAUAGUAUGGUUCGAUAGUUCGAUUAAGCGAAAGCGUAUAAAAACUACUUAUGCAUACGCGGUUAUAAUAAAUUAAGCCUCAUCAUUUCAUUUGA